AUGUAGCCGAAUACUAAUAGCAGGCCUUGCCUUCAGUUCAUAUUUCGUUUUUUUAAGAACGACCACCAGCGUAGCUUUUGGAUUCCUCCUGCUUUGUUGGAUCUCUUCAGAUCACGUCCGUUUUGUUAGAAAAAUUAUUUUCUCGUUAAUUUCCAGUCCCGUUUCAUCGCAAUCAUGCCGGCUGCUAUGGAUAAACUGACUACCUUGGACGCUGAAGUGAAGAGCCUGCGACAAGAAGUGCAAAAGCUGUCAAAGGAAUUCGUUUCCGCAUUGGGCAAGAUAGAAGCCAAACUGAACAGCCUGUCGCUCGCUCCUGCCUCGGGAACCUGCCAGAGUUCCGCACCGGCCCACAAGGCCGCCGGUGAUGCCGUCAAGAAGGAGACAGCGGAAAAGAAAGACGACGAGGACAUUGAUCUGUUUGGCUCUGACGAAGAGGAGGAGGAUCCGGAAGCUGUGAAGCGUCGCGAGGAGCGACUAGCGGCAUACGAAGCGAAAAAAGCCAAGAAGCCCGCUUUGAUCGCCAAAUCUAUGAUCAUUCUGGAUGUUAAGCCUUGGGACGAUGAAACCGAUGUUAAGGAAAUGGAAACUAAGGUUCGAAGCAUUCAGACUGAUGGUUUGAUUUGGGGAACAUCCAAAUUUGUGGAAGUUGCCUAUGGAAUUAAGAAACUGCAGAUUACCUGUGUUGUGGAAGAUGACAAAGUUGGUACGGAUUAUUUGGAAGAACAGAUUACCGGUUUUGAAGAUCUUGUCCAGUCCGUUGAUAUUGUCGCCUUCAACAAGAUUUAAACGGUUACUGUUUUAUGUUAAUUCGACUUAAUCAGCUAAAAGCCCGCUUCCGUGUCGACAUGGGCUGAAUGCAAUGCUGUAACAUCAUUCGACUUUUUCUAUGCGUUUUUAUGCGUUGUUCCGUGUUUUGCAGUUGUCUACGAUAAUAAGUAGUUUUACUUUGACUUCCUGACCUGAGAGUACAGUACUGUUUUGCGUUUAGAUGGUUUGAUUGCAAUUUCCACAGCAUAAAAAUUCUAUAAUUCGG
This is a messenger RNA of Paramacrobiotus metropolitanus, 1033 nucleotides long. Its product is annotated as elongation factor 1-delta-like. Gene Ontology annotation, biological process: translational elongation. The record is from RefSeq and is a predicted model, not a curated record. Gene Ontology annotation, cellular component: eukaryotic translation elongation factor 1 complex; cytosol. The coding region runs from base 175 to 786 and encodes 203 amino acids. Lineage: Eukaryota; Metazoa; Tardigrada; Eutardigrada; Parachela; Macrobiotidae. Gene Ontology annotation, molecular function: translation elongation factor activity; guanyl-nucleotide exchange factor activity. The transcript has 6 exons.